GGUUUGUAAUCAGGGUUUUCCAACUCCCCUAAUUAAACUCUCCAUGUCCACCAACCCGGUUAAAGCGCCGGACAUUCGCUUUUCGUCCUCUGAAUUUCGUAAACAACACUUCCGCCACGAGAAGGCAGUGAGUAGGACUUCCUUGGCAGAGGUUGUAUACGCGUGGCCGUGUGAGAGCAUUUCCACAGGGAGGGGGGCCCACCCACCCUCGGUCAUACCAGGGCAUUUGGGGGCUUAGAUUUAGAUGCUGAUUCUGGUCAAAUAAACUCAUGUUUUUAGACCACCAUAUAUAUUUUCCGUAAUGAAACAAAGUUAUAAUGUCGACAAAAAGAUUCAGCAUAGAUGUCUGAAUAGUAAAUUGACGAGAGGUUUCAUUUUUAUUUGCAUUACGUUUCCUUAGAAUCCUUAACUCGAAGAGUCUGUUUCACAAGGAUAAAGCAGAAUUAAUGGAACUGAAACUUACACUUAUUGUUUUCUUUACUGACGGACGUCAAAUUUGAACUAGAUCGAUAUUUCUUCUUUAUCCUUCACUAGCUUGUGGUCAUCCUUCUACCUGUUUAUCUUUCAUUUGCAACAAAUGUCCUGCUUUGUCCCCAUGUUUCCUUGUUUCUGUCUGUUUUCCCUUUGUAUGAUGUUGUAGAGUUUAAUAACUUACAUAUGCGGUUUCGUCUGAGAUUCGUUUGAUUCACCAAGAGGUUUAGCCAUCGACAAGGGAUUAAUAUUAUUGCAAGCAUAGUCUUUAGUACAUUAUAAACAGCGAAACCCAGCUAUAUCAAUUAAAGGUUAUUCGUGAUGUUUUGGUAUACAUUUUUGUGCCACAUAACCGUAAAUAUUUUUUUAAAACACCAUGUGACACGAAGCUGCUCUACUCAUUGUUAAAUGUCACGGAACGAAAGUUACUAAUUUCUAUUCGGUGAUUCUUUUUUCUUACCUACUUGAAUAUUAUAACAAACUCUAAGGUAUCAUUUUUCCUUCAAAAAACUUUAUCCUUUUCUCUAUGCAAUCAACAGAUUUCUUAUCGGACUCAUCCUUUCAAAUGUCAUCGCAUCACUUCAUGUAGUACAUAUUUCGUUGUCCCUACUAGAGCAAAUCUUUAUUUUCGGAAAAUGAGAAUAACAAAAAUUGAUAAAAACAUUUAAAGUAUUGUUUCUUUUCCUUGCUUUGAUAGCUUUCUUCAUCCCGAUCGGAUUUCUUGUCAAACACUACAAGGUAUUAGUAGUGCAGCGCAACAGCAAUUCGCUAAAUCAGACCGAUAUAAACUAUGCCGUGUUUUAAUGUUUCUCCUUCAAAAUGACUUCCUUCAUGAUGCAAUAAUUCAUUUUGCAGCUGUUUAUUUAUUGUGGGACUUGUGGAAAUCAGAUAACUCUUCCAUCAAUAACAAUCCAUUCACAGAGUUUUUAAUUUCAUUUUUGCAGAAUGAAGUGCAUUGCAAGUUGCCGCGAUCUGCAAUUUCAAUGUUUCAUACAAUUCUUCGUCAACCCGAUCAAAUUCAUGAUUUUCUAAAGUAUACUCCAGCACAGAUAUUUGAUUUACCGUAUCCUUCGACUGACAUUAGACUUGAUUGGGAUCUGGUUCCAGUAGCCAAUUCACUGAAAUCAUCUGGUCGUGUUUCGAAGUUCGCUGACUCUGGAAUGGUUUGUAUUAUUCCUGACGAAGAUAUUCCACGUUCUUUUGAGCCAUCAUUUCACUUACAUAACACGGAUGAUUCAUGUGGUACAUCUGAAUUACAACGUCAAUGUUUAGAUUCUCUUUUGUUACGUAGUGAACUGUUAAUAGGUCGCAAUAAUGUCUUCCCAGAGUUUCUUCGUAUUUCCCCACCUUUGUUACCAUGCCCCCAAGGAAUUGAUCAGAUUUUAUACAGUUUAGAUGAAGAAAAUGAAUCCAUCAGUCAUACAGUUUCCAACUUUAGUCCUUCAGAGAAAAAAUCUAUCAAGAAGUCUAAACCCACUUAUGGCUGGUCAGAAGAACUUAUUUGGCUUAAUCCAGACAUUGUUGAGCACGAUUUCCAUUGGAAUAACAGUAUGGAACUUGUUGAUAUAACAGUUGAGCUUCGUCAUUUGGUUUCCGCAGCCAUGACAUCCACUUUAACCCAGUCGCAGCAACAAACUGUUGUUCAAGCAAUUAAGGAUAAUCCAGAUGUUAUUUAUAAUGUUGGUAUCACUCCAGAGAUUGUACCGAAUUUCGUUAACCGUAACCCAGUUAUCGCUAUUGAAGUUUUACAAUUGUUGAUUACAUCACCGAAACGAGAUGAGUACUUAAAUGCUCUGCUAAAAAUGGAAGUUACUGUACAAUCAAUUGAAGUGGUAAAUCGACUAUCUACAAAAAUUGCAUUACCUACAGAGUUUAUACAAGAUUAUAUAUCGAAUUGUUUAGCAUUUUGUUAUUCAGUAAAUGACAAAUUUUAUCAGAUGAGACAUGUUCGUUUAGUAUGUGUACUACUUCAAUCACUUAUCAGGAAUAACAUAUUGGAUAUUCAUAAUCAGGACAUCUUAAUCGAAGUGAGGACUUUUUGUUUAGAAUUUACUAAGGCUCGGGAAGCGACCACUCUUCAUAGACUUAUUUUGAAUAUGGAGAACACUAACACAGCUUCAUCGGCUACAACGUUCAGCAACAACAUUGGCACUUCUACGACUACGACUAGUCCUACUUGUUCAUCAACUGGUAUACCACAACAAGACAUUUCUAAUGAAAAUAAAGAAACCUAAUAACUGGGUUACUAUUUCACAUUACAGAUGAAUUGUAUAGAUCAUAAAUAAAGACACAAAGGUCUGAUUUUUAUUCAGUGAUAUACAGUACUGAUAAAGCGAAUACUUAUUUGUUUAUAAUCCUCACAAACAGUUACUUGUUGACAUUAUUGGUAUAACUCCCCAUGAAAGUACGAAGAAGGAAAUUAAAAUUGUUCAAAAGUUUAUUGAUUCAUCGCUACUACUGAAGCAGAAAAAUAAGUUUACAAGUUGUAUAUAUAGUGAAGUCAAAAAUAAAACAGCAAAGAACCUUUUGUCGC
Molecule: messenger RNA, 3004 nt
Organism: Schistosoma mattheei
Lineage: Eukaryota; Metazoa; Platyhelminthes; Trematoda; Strigeidida; Schistosomatidae
Source: the annotation of a GenBank genome assembly